AUGGACGACCUCCACAACACUUCACUUGACCUUCAGGAGCGACCUCAAGCUCCGACUGAAGAACAUUUGCAGCUGCGUGAACAAAAUGAACGCCUUUGCACCAAAGUGGGCUACCUGGAGAGCAGACUGGGCUACCUGGCCAGCUCCAACACGGACCUGUCCUGCAGGCUGGUCCAGAGCGAAGAGGCCAAACUGAAGCUGUCGAAGGAACUCGUGGAGGAGAAGAUCCAGACCAACGGGAUGAGGGAGCAGUUUGCAGAAGAGACGUUUGAGCUGAAGAACAAGAUAUUGACCCAAGCCAGUGUCCUGACACAGCUCGAGAUGCAACGAGACAACUUGUCCAGGGAACUCCAGUCUGCAGAGGCGCUUCUGAAAAUGGGAGAGAAGAGCGGCCGGGAGCUGAGCGAGGAGCACGGCGCGCUGAAGAACAACUACCGGUCUCUGGCCGAGGCCCACGGCGAGGAGCUGGCCCAGAGCGGCCGGCUGAGCGCCGAGCUGCUGGCGCUGGCCCGGGCGCAGGACGACCUCCGCAGGCGGCUGGAGGAGCAGCAGCGGAGCGUGAGGACGAGCAGCCGGGACCUUCACCGGGAGCUGGACAGGGUGAAGCUCUUCAUCAGCCGCGUGGCACACAGCGGAGUCAAGCUUGAGGAUCUGGCAGCUUUGGACAAAGAGCAAAAAAACAUGGAAACAACACUGCUCGGGAACCAAGAGGAGAUCAAAGACAUGCUGGAGAAGAUGAAGAAGAGCUACGAGGAGCAGCAGAAGAAACUGGAGCAGAAAGUGGUGUCGAUGGCUAAAGAGCAUCAGGAGAACAAGAGGGCCCUCCAUAACCGCCAGCGGGAACUCUCCGAGCAGAGUGCGGCCCUGAGGUGCUGCCAGAGCCGAGUGAGGGAGGCAGAAGAGGAGAACUCGAAGCUGCAGCUUCACGUCAAAGAGCUGAAUGAGGAAUACCGGGCGAGGCUGGUGUGCUACUUACGGGAUUUAGCCGAGUACAUCGAUGGACCUGCAGGCGGUCGAGGCCGCUCAGAGGCCUCUGAGACGAGGGCCCACGUGGACGGCAUGCUGCAGGAGGUCCGCUCCUCCUACCGGCUCAGGGAGCAGCAGCUCGCCCACGCCGCGCGCUCCUACAAGAAGAGACUGCAGACGCUCGCCAAGGCCCACGAAGCUCUUCUUGUUGCCUACGGGGUUCAGAGGGACCAGAUCUUAAGCCAAACGGAGUGCGGUCUUGACCCCGGACCCCCCGAAGCCAGCUUCAGCCUGGAGCCCUCCGAGCUCGGAGAGGAACCUGAGAAGGAGCUCCGUCAGCUCCGCCGGGACGAGGCGAGGCUGGAGGAGCGUCGGCUGCAGGCGGCCAGGAAGCAGGGCGCACAAAAGAAAGAUGGCUGCUUUGAAGUGGCUGUCCUCAAAAUGCCCGUGCAGAAUGUAAGCCGCCAGGAGCCGGCAUGCGAGGAAUCCUGGCCCGACGUGAAGAAGCAGCUGAGGGAGAUGGCCGACUCAACGCGGGUGGGCUUUGAGAGGGAACGCGCGCUCCUCCUCACCAGGGCAGCGGUUGCGGAGGCGCAGGUGUGGGAGUUGCAGGACUACGUCGACAACCACCUGGGCAGGUACCAGGAGGAGGUCACGCGCCUCUGCAGACGCCCCGCGGCCGCGCGCUCGCACAGCGCUCAUCCAUCACUGCAUUGAGGAAAAGGCUCCAGGAAGUCUGAACUCCAGUCAUUUAGAAGUUAAUAUCACAUUUUAGCGUCUUUUAAGUUAAACCUCAUACUUAAAAAUGUCUGACAACGAAUGAAAAUGUAUUUCGAAACUUUUAUAUCAGUGAAAUUCAACACAACCCAGGGAUUGAAUGCUAGUUUCGAAGGGGAUACUGAUUAUAACACAUGCAUGCUGUGCAUUUGACCACCACUAGUUGGCGCUGCUCAUACUGGAGCUGUUCUCCAUGAAAGGCCCCUCAAAGAAAUCCGGCCUUGAGAAAAAAAUGCUUGGAAUGUUUGUAAAGCUUAUGUCAAUUUCACGAGCUGGAGAGAAGAAAGCGUGGAGACAAUGAGGGGUCGCCGGGGAGAAUAAUGUCAUCACAUGUUACCCAGACGCACACCGUGAACACUUUCCCUCAUGGCUGGGAACUCCGGGGCAAACGAGGCUUUUUAUUUAUAGAAGGUUCAUUUGUAUAACCUUCGUGUAUGAAUAGUCAUGUAUUCCCUUUACACCCUCGAACUGUGAAAGGCUCUGCAUUUCUUUAUGGUGUUUUUUGGUAGCCGGGUUUUCUUCUAUAGUGCCACAGCUGGCAUAACUCAUUCUGUUUGUGGGGAAAUAAAUACUUAAAAAAUGUCA
Molecule: messenger RNA, 2328 nt
Organism: Pseudoliparis swirei
Lineage: Eukaryota; Metazoa; Chordata; Actinopteri; Perciformes; Liparidae
Gene: ccdc78
Product: coiled-coil domain containing 78
Exons: 14
Coding region: 1-1683 (560 amino acids)
Cellular component (GO): cytoplasm
Source: RefSeq, a predicted model, not a curated record